CCCGCACAAAGGGGGCCAAGGAGGCAUUCAUCCUACCCAUUGAUCAUCACCCUACCGCUGCACCAUCCUCUACUUCCGCGAUAGCUGGAACGAUAAGCUGCGAAUUCAGACGCAAGGGUGCGUCGCCUCCUCUGCGACGAUGCACGUCUGGCUUCGGCAGUCGCCGCGAUGUCUCUACCUCGUCAAUUCCACCCUCUCCGCCCAGAGCGGAAGGUCAGUCCUGGUCAUCUCUACCGCGGCAGCCGGUGCGGCCUCGAACACAACCAGCUACGGUGGGGAGUCCUCUUCAUCAUCGUCCUCGGCGAUGAAUGCAGCGAGGGCGGUAGUGGAGAUGGUCUCCAUACAGGACGUCGACUUUACUAGCUGCGUCAGAUUGACAGAGGAUGAUGCAAUGGGGCACACGCCGGCUGGCUGCCUGGGGCUAAUGAACGUCGCCAGUGACCUGUUCCUGUGUGUAGUCACGCAUGCCUCCGAAGUGGGGUCCAUCCGACCAGGAGAAGUGGUCAAGUCAAUUGGCUCCGUUGCCUUCUUCUGCGUCAAUCGCCCGACCUGGGACGGACUCGAUGCUCCGGAGCUGCUCAGCCAGACAGGCUACAUGGAGAAUGGAGGUGCCCUUGACCCGUACGAUGCCAUUCUACCUCAGUCCUCUUCAACUGCGUCCUCUGGGCCAGUCGAGCAUCCUUGCGCAAGUCUGAAGCGACUAUUGGGGAUGGGAUCGUUCUACUACGCCGCCAACGGAUCUUUUGAUAUCUCGACUCGCCUCGAGAAGCGGCUUUCUAGGCAUCCCCAUCAGACGCACGACAUUUCGCAGUACGACGGGCGGUUCGUCUGGAACACCUUUAUGAUACAUCCCCUGAUGGAGUUCAGGAAUAGGCUCGAGCAGCCAGAGAGGGAUAGGCUCGACGAGGAAGGGCUCUUCCUUCUAGCUAUCCAAGGCUAUGCUGCCGUCUUCGAUAUGACACAGUCUCAUCUCGCUGGAUCUAGCAGCUUACCCAGCAAGCCCACUUCCAUUGCUCUGGUCAGCAGACUCAGCUGGAAGAGAGCUGGUACGCGCUUCAACACGCGGGGAGUAGACGAUGAUGGCAACGUUGCCAAUUUUGUGGAGAGCGAGACCAUCCUGAACCAUGAAGGCGUCUCCAUGAGCUACGUUCAGCUACGAGGUUCGGUCCCGCUCUUUUGGGAGCAACAAGGAUUGCAGACCUUCUCAGCUCGGAUUCAGGUCACUCGCUCGAGGCAGGCCUCUCAGCCUGCUUUCGAUCGGCACUUUGCCGAUCUACUCUCGCAUUAUUCUCGAGUCCACGCACUGAAUCUACUCGGUGCGAGAGAUGCAGAGACAAUCCUAUCUGCCGCCUACGCUGAGCACAUUCGCAUGUCUGCUGCAGUAGAGCUAGCCACGCCCCCUGCAGAUGAAGCAGAGGCAGAGGGUCUGGAUCAGGAGGAGAGGAUAGGGAUCACCAACUUCGACUUCCACGCUGUCAAUCGAUUGUCGGGUAGUCUGGACGGGGUCAGAUCAGAGUUGAAGCUGCUGGGUCCUAUCAGACUGAAGAGAGAGGCAUUCUCUUGCACGAUUGUGGAUAGCGCAGGCACAGUCAGAAGACGCCAAAACGGGGUGAUUCGGACAAAUUGCCUGGACUGCCUCGAUCGCACCAACGUAGUCGAAGCAUUCCUGUCCGAAGCGGUCCUGGAAGAGUUCCUCGACAAGGCCGGACGGCAUAGAGAGAGCUUUCAGCCCCUUGGCGGUAGUUCUCAUCCUCUCUGGGCUCAUCAUCGCGUUCUUUGGGCCGAGAACGGCGACGCACUCUCGCGCAUCUACGCCGGCACAGGCGCCCUCAAUACGACUUACACACGUACAGGCAAUGCAAAGAAGAGUAUAGGCUCCUUCUUGAGCGAUGCUGCCAAGAGCGCUGGCAGGAUGUACAUCAACAACUUUCAAGACAAGGGAAAGCAGAAUGUCAUCGAUGCGCUGCUGGGCAACAUGGCGAAUCAAAGAAGUGUAGAGGUGUAUGACCCACUGCACGACUCAGUUGCGUCGGAGCUGACCUCACGCUUGGACGAGUACUCUACCAAAUCUGAAAUCAACGUCUUUGUUGGGACAUGGAAUCUCAACGCCAAGGCGCCUGGCGAGAGCCUCCUGCCAUGGCUGAUGCCUCCCGGCAUGACCGAGGAGCCAGACGUCUACGCAAUUGGCUUCCAGGAGAUCGUCCCUCUGUCGCCUCAGCAGAUCCUGUUGACAGACCCAGCAAAGCUUCGAGUGUGGGAAGGUGUCAUACUUGACACGCUUGGCCGACGACCCGACAAGCGAUCUGACUAUCUCAUCAUGCGCAGCGAGCAACUGGUCGGGACCGCGCUUGUCAUACUUGUCAAGUCAUCCGUGGUUGGACAUAUUCGACAGGUGGAAGCGACGACCCGCAAGACUGGUCUCAAAGGGAUGAGCGGCAACAAAGGUGGAGUCGCCAUCAGGCUGACAUUCCACGACUCUACAUUCUGCUUUGUCACUGCCCACUUCGCCGCCGGCCAUUCGAAUGCAGAAGAGCGCAAUGCUGAUUAUUGGACAAUCCAACGAGGUCUCAACUUCCAGAGGGGCAAAAACUUAGUAGGGCAUGACCAUGUCAUCUGGCUGGGCGACUUCAACUACCGCAUAGAUCUACCCAAUGAUCGAUGUAGAGCCCUAGCUCAGACGGAUGAUUACGAGGCAUUGGCUGCUCACGACCAGCUCCGCAGGGCUCAUUACUCAGGAGCCAUUUUUCCAGGGUUCGAGGAGGGACAGGUGGGAUUCCGCCCCACCUACAAAUACGAUGUCGGCACAGACGUCUACGACUCUUCGGAGAAGCAACGUGUGCCUGCCUGGACAGAUCGUAUUCUUUACAGCCGCAAUGCGCAUAGCAGCGAGGCUAGUGGCAGGGGCCACCAGCUCAAUCAAACCUCAUAUUUCAGAGCAGAGAUCAAGACGUCGGACCAUAGGCCUGUGUAUGCUACGUUCAAGGCGGAGGUGAGAAUAUUCGAUCGCGAGAAGCGGAAUGCGAUGAGGAGGGAAAUUCUCUCUGCUGCAAAAUCGAGGCAAGCGAGGGGGCUGGGCGGUCCGCCUGUUUUGGGUGUCGCCGGCAAGGAGCGCUCGAGGGCUGCCAGCUAUUCUUCUGACCUUGACGAUGACGAGGACGACGAGCACUUGCCUGCUCCAUCGGGAGAUGCACCAGGUGUGCACAAUUGGUUUGACAACGAUGCGUCUUCGAUCUCCAGUGGGUCUACAGACUCUUCGACUGGCGACGAAAGCGAAGAUGAUUCGUCCUCGGACUCUUCAACACAUCGCAAUGGUCGAAACGACUUCAAUCCGUUCCGCGCGAAGACGAGAACGCUCAUCCUCCGCCAUAGCGCGGACAGUCGCAGUGAUUCUGGUCUGUCGUCUUCCUCUCCACCUGAGCACCCAAGCUCGGUGACGACGACCAAGGCCGGCUCCAGUGCACUAGCACCGACAGGACGUAGAGACCCUCCGCCGGCACCUCCGCGAUCGGGUGGUGCACCUGUUGUUACCCCUGUGAGCUACGUGCCACGCAAGGCUCCUCCCCCUCGUCCUUCGGUCCCUUCAAGCGCCAUUUCUGCCGCUUCGAGUGCUGGUCACCCUGCUGUUGGUGCUGGUGCGGGCACAGCUGGAGAGUCUCAAGCUCCACCGCUGCCCAGCCGGCGACCGGAUUUUGCGAGGAGCACAAGUCAUUCGAGCGUGAAGAGUGGGAAGUCAUUGUUGGAUGAUAGCGACUGAGCUGGAAUUGGGAGAGAUCGACGGUGUGAAAGGGCUUGUAGUCACUUGUAACAUACAUACCAAAGAGAAAGAAGUGUGAAUCUUUACGAUCU
Microstroma glucosiphilum is the source of this 3846-nucleotide messenger RNA. RefSeq lists its product as hypothetical. The transcript has 2 exons. The record is from RefSeq and is a predicted model, not a curated record. Gene Ontology annotation, molecular function: phosphatidylinositol-3,5-bisphosphate 5-phosphatase activity; phosphatidylinositol-4,5-bisphosphate 5-phosphatase activity. Bases 140 to 3754 code for a protein of 1204 amino acids. Gene Ontology annotation, biological process: phosphatidylinositol dephosphorylation. Gene Ontology annotation, cellular component: membrane; cytoplasm. NCBI's taxonomy places the organism in Eukaryota, Fungi, Basidiomycota, Exobasidiomycetes, Microstromatales, Microstromataceae.